Cavenderia fasciculata is the source of this 165-nucleotide messenger RNA. RefSeq lists its product as uncharacterized. The transcript has 2 exons. The coding region runs from base 1 to 165 and encodes 54 amino acids. Lineage: Eukaryota; Evosea; Eumycetozoa; Acytosteliales; Cavenderiaceae. The record is from RefSeq and is a predicted model, not a curated record.
AUGUUGUACAAAUCAAUUAUAAAUUUGGGAUCAAAUAAACAAUCUGAAUACAUAAAUUCAACAACACAUAAUACUCAAUUUAAUACAAUUAAUAAUAAUUAUAAUAAUAGUACUCAAGGUGUAUCUGUAGUCACCUUUAUUCGUCCUCGUUGGGCAAAUUGGUAG